This is a messenger RNA of Acanthaster planci (crown-of-thorns starfish), 2816 nucleotides long. Its product is annotated as bleomycin hydrolase-like. NCBI's taxonomy places the organism in Eukaryota, Metazoa, Echinodermata, Asteroidea, Valvatida, Acanthasteridae. Gene Ontology annotation, biological process: L-homocysteine catabolic process; proteolysis; response to toxic substance. Gene Ontology annotation, molecular function: cysteine-type aminopeptidase activity. The record is from RefSeq and is a predicted model, not a curated record. Gene Ontology annotation, cellular component: cytoplasm.
CGACUAUACUUACUUUCACGAAAGGCUGAACAUUAACGGUUCGUAAUACUAGUCCGGGCCAAGUUGAAGGUUUUACCGGUAAUUUUUCACACAUCAACGUUUCACCGCGGGCACGCUCACAGCGCAGGUGGAGGUGACAUUGUAACGUUGGGUGUAUAUGUACAUAUAUGUUGUUUCGAACAUCAGCUUUGCUUGGUCCAAGUUUCCUGAUUCGAGUUCGGCUUGCAGUUGCACCAUCAAUAAAGCAGAUCAGAAGAAUGGCUGAACUGACAACGGCUCAGGUGGAAGCUUUUAAGACAGAGUUCGAGGCAGACCCCAAGAACAAAUUGGCACAGAAUGUAGCUUGGAAGUUUGAUCCCUUGGAGGUCUGUGUGGAUCCCAGGCGACUUCAAGAGGCACACCAUGCCUUCAGAUACAAGAUUCCAGACACCAAGCCAAUGACAAACCAGAAGAACAGUGGUCGAUGCUGGAUCUUCGCCUGCCUGAACGUGGUGAGGGUCCCCUUCAUGAAGAAACUCAACCUGGAAGACUUUGAGUUCAGCCAGUCAUUUCUGUUCUUCUGGGACAAGGUCGAGAGGAUGAACUACUUCCUCCACACCUUUGUAGACGUCUUCCGCCGUGGCGAGCCCGUGGAGGGCCGGCUGGUCAGCUUCCUGCUGCAGGACCCGACCUGCGACGGCGGCCAGUGGGACAUGCUGAUCAACCUGGUCAGCAAGUACGGUCUGGUGCCCAAGAAGUGUUUCCCGGAGUCACACACGUCCAACGCCUCACGGCGGAUGAACCUCAUCCUGAAAACCAAGGUGCGGGGAUAUGCCAAAGAACUUCAAUCAAUGGUAAAGCGCAAUGCCACCGAUGCGGAGAUCUACAAAGAAAUCAACAAGAUGGUUGGGGAGGUUUACCGUAUAUGUGCAGUAUGUUUGGGAACCCCUCCCUCGACUAUCAUGUGGGAAUACCAUGACAAGAACAAGGCCUACCACAAGAUUGGACCGAUCACCCCCAAGGCGUUCUACGAAGAAUACGUCAAACCAGUCUACGAUCUGGAGAAUAAGGUUUGCCUCGUCAACGAUCCUCGACCGACCAGCCCCUUCGGCAGGGCACUGACCGUGGAGUUCCUGGGGAAUAUGGUCGGUGGACGCAAGACCAUCUACAACAACCAGCCCGUGGAUCUGCUCAAGAAAUUCGCCGUGGAGAUGAUCAAGUCCGGAGAACCUGUGUGGUUUGGCUGCGACGUGGGCAAGCAUUUCAGCGGCAAAACUGGACAAUUAGAUACCAAUAUAUUGAACUUUGACCUCGUAUUCGGCGUGUCCAUGCUGGAUCUGGGCAAGGCCGAUCGUCUGAUCUUUGGCGAAUCUCUGAUGACUCACGCCAUGUCCCUCACAGGGGUCACCACCGAAGAACAGAAGGAAGGUGACACUACGACUACCCGACCCACCAAAUGGAGAGUGGAAAACUCCUGGGGUGAAGAGAGGGGGGACAAAGGCUACCUGCUGAUGACGGACGACUGGUUCUCGGAGUUUGUCUACGAGGUGGUCGUGGACAAGAAGUUCGUCUCGGAGGAGGUGAUGGGGGUCUUUGAGCAGAAGCCGCUGGUUCUACCCGCCUGGGAUCCCAUGGGGGCGCUAGCAUAGGUAUUCAACGGUCUUUAAAGCUGUCGGAUUUGUUUUUCCCAUGGCGGGGGAGGUGUGACUCCACCCCAUACUCUCUUUAGCCUCUUUCCGUACUACUUUUUAGUACAAUGGCAUUUCAGAGAUUUAUACAAUGGUAAUUCCAAGAAUUUUUCAUCACUUAGUGAGCAAAACUUGCUCAAAUUUUUCUCCAUACAAUACAAGUUCCGUGAAAUUGUGACUCCAAUCUUUUACCUCGUCAGUGUCCAAAUUUUAAGUUUGCCAUCAUGCAUUUUAUGAAUUGUAUUACCAACAGUAGUUACUAGAUCCAAGACGCAUGCAUCUAUCGGGAAUGUGGACCACACACCAUAUUUUUCAACUGCAAUACAGACGUUUAGCUUGUUCAUAUGACACAAACUCACUUGGAGUGUUGUUGAAUGAAAGUGUCCAUCACUGACUGACCAAGCACUGAACUUUAGUACAUGCGGAUGCUUCAUGCCAGGGUGAAAGGUUCUGUGUUGCUGGCAUCUCCAUGGUGUCAAAGAGGCUGUUUUCGCUGUUGUAAUUUAAUUACAACAAAUGCAUCAAAGGUUUACUCGAGCCUAUCCUAGUGAUACAAAGCUCUUGCCGUCUUGAGGACGCUUUACGCGUAACCUCUAGUAUCACUGAGAUUCGGUCAUAAAUCAUGAUUUUCAGAAAAGGCAAGCUAAAAAUCCAGCCUAAUUUGAUAAUGAAGUGGUAUACUACGAGUGCGGUCUCCCGAGUCGUUAUGUUUGCACAAUAAUUCUCUCCCAUUUUGCUAUCGGUAUUUGCAACGAAGCAGGCUGUCUACACUGCCUAGUUUCAACACUCGGUCACCUGUACUGACACAUAUAAAACAAAUAAGAAGUCUUGAAUCACCCUAAACUGAUAAUGUGCACCAGCAGAGCAUGGUAGCAUUGCUGUCAACGCUGCCAUAGGAAAGUUUUAUGUUUAAAGCUGAAGUUGAACAAUUAUGUGCAAACAAUCAGUACUCGACGUUCCCAGGACUCAUAAUGUGUUUUAAUCAACAACCGGCUUUUACCUCGUAUUGUUAUUCAAGUUUUUAAUCAUUAUCCUAUGUGAGGUUUGUCUGAAGAUUUUCCUAAUGUAAUAAGGAGAGAUGUGUCACAGUAAUUUAGAUUUUGUAGUUUAGCGGAAAUGUUUCAAUAAAUUUGUGAUAUGACAAAUCAA